Messenger RNA from Pleurotus ostreatus (oyster mushroom), 852 nucleotides. RefSeq lists its product as uncharacterized. The transcript has 4 exons. The record is from RefSeq and is a predicted model, not a curated record. The coding region runs from base 1 to 852 and encodes 283 amino acids. Lineage: Eukaryota; Fungi; Basidiomycota; Agaricomycetes; Agaricales; Pleurotaceae.
AUGGAGCCUGAAGAACGUGAGAUCAGUCCAUUUAUGGUUGCCUUUGUCAUGACAAUGGUUGAAAUCCGGCUACAUGAGCUGCUGACCGGCAGCAAUACAACUAUCGAGCUCAAGGGAACAACGUGGGUCGAACCAUACCGUCGCCACAUGGACAGCCUUUUCGAGAUGCUUCGUUCGAAACCAGUGUUGUAUCACAAACUCAUGCACAAGCUAUUUACGGAAGUGGGGGGAAGCCAAUAUGCCUCAGCUUCAUUGCAUGAUGAAGUUCUCGCAGAUCUUGACCUCGAAAUCAUGGAGGUCUGGACUACCACUGGUAAACCCCCACGAUUCCAUCGACAAUACACUCGAAGACAUCCCGAGGACUACGUCCCCGUUCCUUUAGACUCUUUCGCGGCGAACUCGACAUCAUCUGACACCAUUCUCCUUUCCGCGACCGCCGAGAUGGCCCCUCCUCCACCCCAGUCUCCAGCCACUCCAUUACUGGCUCCCCCGGUCUCGCACCUUCGCCCGUCGCUCGCUGAAUUGAGGGGUGAAAAGCAUCCCGACUCUGUCACGAGAACCAGUCUCUUCAUGCCUCACCCUAACGCGCCAAAGCCGACUGUCUUGUCGCAAGGCCCGAUGUACGUACCCUACUUCCCAUCUUCCACCGUCCGUUGCCGUGCUGCUGUAUGGUUCCCAAAGGCCAAGCGAGCCAGGCCAUCUGUCCGUGGCCGCCAAUUCGCGGUAUCCGCCAACGACAGGUACCCCUCUCCCACGUCACCCAGGCAGCGGGCUUGGCGGACUCUCGAGGGCGUUGCACAUGGCGAUGACGUCGAGAGGAAUCUUGGGCAGAGGCCCGACGUUAUUCGCUAG